Pomacea canaliculata is the source of this 6954-nucleotide messenger RNA. RefSeq lists its product as uncharacterized. Bases 255 to 4544 code for a protein of 1429 amino acids. The transcript has 32 exons. The record is from RefSeq and is a predicted model, not a curated record. Lineage: Eukaryota; Metazoa; Mollusca; Gastropoda; Architaenioglossa; Ampullariidae.
CAACAGCCAAUCAACGUUGUUAAGAUCAUGCCCGCGCGUAGUUGAUUGCAAGAUGGCGGCUACAAUCCACGAAAAUGUGAACAAGAAAGAGGAAAAUCGGGCGUUCUGCCCGUUAGCUUUAUUUCUGUAAUAACAACAGUGUUUCAGAAAGGACUUUUAUCAAAGAAACUGCAUGGUGAUUGUGGAUUGUUUCCAGCAGAUUAGUAUACAUUUUACCAUUGAAGACAUCUGACUGUCCUGCUUGAGAAAUUGGAAUGGCAGCUGAUGGUGGCCAGCUGUCAUGGAAGUGUUAUGAAUGUAACAUGACCUUUGGAAAUCCCACCUUGCUUCAGAAGCACAAAACACGAUUCUGUGUAGGUGGUCAGCUAGGAGACCCAGAGCUUUUACUUUUGCAACGAGGACUACGAAGCGAGGACCCACCUAAUCCACAUCCCAUUCCUGAAGAUGAUUAUAUGAGAGAAAUGUAUAAUCUUAUUAAAGUGAAAGUUGGUGAGGUUCAAGAUUACAAAGAGCGCAAGCGCAGACAGCGUGAAAUUCACAACUUGAAAGAGCGAAUGUUGCUGGAUGAGCUCACUGAAACAGACAGGCGUAGACAGGCUGCAGGUGGACGGGAGAACCAUGACCGCUUGCACCUGUCCAAAGACAAAAAUGUUCGACAGCUUCAGAUUGAGUAUGAACGUUUAAAAGAGAAGGGAAUGCUAAGAAGAAACGAACCUUUUGGUGCACGCAGACGCAACUGGCCUGUUUUUUCAAGCAUUCCUGACAACUCAAAUGAUCCUCCACGUUACAACCCCAGGCAAGAUCCCAAAAUACAACAGCUAGCCGAGAGCCAUGGCCGACAAAUGGAGUUUCUCCAUAACAGAAACAGAGAGUUGGAACGCCAGCGAGAAGAAAUCCGGCGGCGGUUAGAAGAACUUGGUCGUCGUCCACCCAGAGAAGACCACUCUACUGAAGAGUUGCUGCGAGAACUGAAAGAACAAGAAGCUCGAAAUCAGCGGCUCUUGGAUGAGCUUAAGCAACAACUGCUGGAAGCAAGACGCUCCGUGAAUAUAGUGAAGACUGAACCAGAACGUCAGACAAAAUCUUAUAUCUAUCCCAUCUACUAUGGAAACUCCCUUGUAGCAGAAAUUGUGGCUGUGCGUCAGGCUUAUCUUCAAAAUGGAGGCAAUGACCCAGACAUCUUGGCUCAGUUAGCACAGAUGCAAGCAGAGGCCCAGGCCAUUGAUGACAGUAUGAGGAAUGCUCAGAAAAAAGGCAAAGAUAGGAAAGAUGGUGUUCCUUCAAAUCUUCUAACACUUGAAUUGGAGAAUGAGCGACUCCAGCGCCAACUUCUUCUUCUGCAAGAACAGAAAAUUAUCUCCACAAAUCGUCGCAAAGACAAUCGUGAAGAUGAACUUGACCAGGAAAUACGUCGUCUUCAUCGUGACCACUUGCAGAAAAUGUACCAGCUACAGCGAGAAAUUGAACGUCUGCGACAGGAAACGCUCUUUGAUCGGAUGCGCUUUGAGAUGCAACCUCCGCCCCCUACAAAAAUAAUCUUACAGCAACAGGGACCUCAGCAGCCGCAGCGAGCUUAUGUGGAUCUUGAACAGACAGUACCCUAUGAUCAGUAUGCAGGGUUUGUGAUGUUCUAUGACUUUGUCUUAAACCUUGACCCCAGCAUCACUGCUAUACGUCUGCUAGUUGGUCUUCACAAUUUGUCUUCAAAACUUGGUGAGCCCACUGUGUUGCCUCUGGUGUACACAGAACCUGCCACUCGACAAAACUAUCCUCAAAAUGUCUGCAAUGCUGUCAUUGGUGCAAGGCAGCCAGUUCCAAGGUGUCCACCUCAGUCAGACCUGGGCAUUGUGGUGGAGCUACAGGCUGCUGGAGCUACUGGUUCACAGCAUGACCCUACACGCCUCAUCACUCGUGCCUGGUCUAAGAUACCACUUUUCGAUGGGCAGGGUCGCCUUAUGCCUGGCAGAUUCAAACUGCCACUCCGAUGCAGUCCUAUCAAGCCAUACAUUCCCUUUGGUGAAUUGGACUCCAUUCCUCAGUAUGGAGAUGCAGAACUCUACUACCGCGUUGUGCACUACCGCGAUGCAAGUGUACAGUCUUUGGCUACCAUUGCUGCUAUUAACCAUGACUUGUAUCAGACAGCACCCACUGGAGGUGUCCUCCCCCAGACCAUCAUUUCUCCCCAUCUAAUACCUCCCCCUCCUUCCACAUUACCCCCUGACUCUCCUCAUGAGUUUCAUUCACCAAGACAUGCAAGCCGGAUGUCGAACCUCCCGAGGAUUGGGAUGAUGAACUCGGCGGAGCCUAUUAUAGGCUUCCAAGUCGACCGAGUGAAACACAGUGAACUGGGAGAAGGAAAAGUCAGGCUUACAGCAUAUUAUGUAUCUACUGGGAAGGUUGUACAGUCAUCCACAAGCCCUGUAACAUGUAGCACAACAGCAGUCAAGUCUAAUUUCAAGUAUGGUUAUCACAUUUUCGGCCAGCAAGAGGCCACAUUUCAUGAUGUUCAGCUGCAAGGAGACAUGUUGGUUAUUGCACGAUUCUAUCUCAAGCGUCAGCCCAGUGAAGAGCCAGAUGACUUAUUUUUGGAACCACGUGCUCAAGAGAAGUCAUUGUACGAAGAGGAAAGCCUCGUAGCAUGGGCAGUCAUUCCUCUUGUGCUUUGUGCUAAUCCUGAAUUGUCUGCAAGAGCCCGUCGAGAUUUUGACCCAAGUACAAUGAAGAUCAAUACUGGUACCCAUGUCCUCAAACUGUAUGAGCCACCUGUGCCAGAGCCUAAUCGUAUAUCUCUACAAGACAUUUACAACCGGGAGUGGCGGCGGUAUCGCAAUGCUACACUGCGCAUUCAUAUUUUCCAGGGUCAGCCCCGGCCAGGUUCACUGACUCCUAGUGACCUCUCUGAUGAUAACGAGGAUGUCCUGCCUGAGUUUGCAUGGCUUCCUCUGGAUAGACGUCACCCACCAACAGAACCAUUUAUGGUGGGAGAUGGAUUUGACAUAUACAUAGAUGGCUGCCGAUUCUUACCUGAAUCUGUCAGUUUCUCAAGGGUCACCGGACGAAUAAUGGAUCGGCGCUAUGAAGUUUAUGGAAAGGACAUUUCUACCAGUGUAAAACUGGACAGCGACAUCUAUAAUCCUGUAUAUGAACACAAGGAAGAGUUUCGGGAGCCCACAAUUCCUCCAUCUGCAACUUUAUAUUUCAAGGUUUACACCAUCGAUAAAUACUACCGCACACUGACAGUUGUUGGGCAUGCCACGCUGAACGUCUUUGUGGAGACAGGCACAGUAAAGCAGCCAAGUAUUGACAAGCAAGGAAUGCAGGUUUCUUUGAAUGAAGGGUCUCACCAGCUUCGCCUGUACAACCAAGGCCCAAAUGGUGUAGAUCCCUUCACUGAAAGCUCGCUGCGGGAUGCUCACAGUCGACACGUCCCUUGUGCAUCCUUGUUAGUCAGACUGUUCAAGGCUCCGAAGGGACCUAAUGGAAAACUUCUGGAGUCUUCCAAGCAUCCACAGUCUGAUUGGGCACGACUUGGGCUUUGGUAUCCUCGACCUAAGUACUCUGACCGCAUCUAUAUGUCCAGUAAAUGUACGCCUACAAAAGGGGAAACAAAGCUGUUUCAUGCCAUGAUUCGCCGACGUCCUGUGACUGUACGGGAGGCUGUGGCCAGUAAUGCUAAGGCCAAAGACAGCUUCCUGCGCAGUGACAAAAAUAUGGAGCAGUACAUCAGGAAUCAGUUGACAAAGUCUGUUGAUGCUAAACCUUUGGACCAGGACCUGACCUUCAUUGUCCACUACUCUCCACGACAUGGGAUUAAGAUCGCUCUUGACAGUGCCCUGAACUUGCCUUGGUCUAACUUUACUCAUGGUCACAUUUGCCUGAAUCCACCUGGAGCGUUCUAUAUGGGCACACCACAUGCCACAUACGACAAACUGAUCUUUACAGAGAAGCUGAACAUUCGCAGCACUCACUCCUCCCCAGCUUGGCAAGAUGGCUAUAAGCAUUUCCCAAGACGCUCAUUCCAUCGGUUCCUGGUUGCUGUCAUACAUCUGCAAGAAAUUUUUGUGAAUGUCACACGAGACAGCUACAAAUAUGGACUUCUUGAACAGGCAUGGACAGCUGUUCAGGUUUUCAAGGAGAAGUAUGCUAAUACCGCCACAUUUCAGCUGCCCUUGUUUAAGGGUCCACCAUCACAGCAGAUGCUCAAACAACUGGCUCGAGAGCCAUGCAAAGAAUGGAUGGAGAAAAACAUUCGCAAUGGCACAAUCAAGCUGAUUGAAGGUGCUUCUGUUUUCGUGCGACUCUGUGAUGCAAGGCGUGAUGAUGAGCUGGCAUUUGAUGUUCCCAGUUCUCGGCUGGUUGAGAUUAACACUGAUUACAUACCUCGUGGCAUGGACGAGAUCUACAGUAGAGAAAAGGCUGGAAAUAUUCUGGAAUCAUUAGUCCCUCAUGGGAAGAACCCAGGACAUUUUAUGGAUGGUCUGGCUAUCAAGUUCAAAAGUUUGGUUUACAAACUUUACGAGGAAGGUGUUGUGAGCAACACAUAAGUUGUGAUCCAAACUGGAGACAUCAGCAUGCUUCGACUUGAAACCUUUGCUGACUCCUGUUUCAUUACAAAAUCUGCUGUGUGGUCUUCAAGGUCUGACAACACACACAGGCACAUAUUUUAAGGAGGAGAUGGUGAAUUUCUCGGACAGCAUCAGCUUCCCAGUGAUAAAUCUGAAGAAGCUGGAAAAUUGAGGUGACUGUUGCACUCUCAGGCUCAAUUUGAAGUCUGAGAGCACAUGUUGUGUUUUAAGAAUAGUUUGGUGUUUUGCAUUGUCUUUGACAUGAUGACCUCUACUGAAAUGGUAGGACAUACAAAGUAUGCUCCAUGUGCAGAGGUUUGGACAAUGAUGAGUGCACUCACACUUUGUUUUACAGUGCAAGAACACUUUGUAAAAGACAGUUUAUACUUGACUGCUGAAAGUUUUAAUUCAGACUGAACAUUUACACUGGAACCAUAGAACACAAAGCUUCAUGAGGAUUGAUUAUACCCAUGAAGUGGUGGGAAGUUAAGUGCAUGGUAACUUUGCAGAAAAGCAGAUUCCUUUGUGGGAUCAAUACAUGUGUUGCUUCAGCAAAACUAAUGUGGCAUCCAAGUAUUGCCUAAAUGCAAUACAAAAAGAAUUGGACUUAAAAAUAGAGAUGAUUUAAGCAUCUGAUGCUUUUCAUUUCAUUUCUUGAAUAAAACUGUAACCUUGACAACUGUCAUAAAAAUCAGGUUGAAAAGAGAGGAAAAAGUGGGAAGCAAUUGAAAAAAAAGACCCUACGUCUCAGCAAGAUCCAGAUCCAGUUGGUGUUUAUGUAAACUUCAUUAAGAACCCUUUGGAUGUCCUGAACAAGAGGAUAUUUUACCUCAUCAGACAGUGGGUAUUUCUGCAGAUAUAUACAGGAUUAUUGCUUUGCUGGCGCAUUGGCUACUUGUGAAUUAAAGGCUGAAAACUGUCAACAUCUUAAGACAAAACCAGUGAAACAAAUUUACCAGCAGGUCUGAGCUUGCUUCUUGGAGAGUCGACGUGAUUUCCAUGAUGCCUUUGAGGCUUGACAUAUCUAAAUUUCUGUGAUGUUUUUGCUUUCCUUCUAAAUAAGCAUAUACCAUCGAGUGUCUCUUUUUCUUAGUCUCUCUUCACUCACCAGCAUAAGCAAACACACACCCAGACAUACUUAAAAUAAAACUGAACAUUUUCAUAAAUGUGAAAGUUGUCUCGGGCUUUUACAGGUUGUACUAAAAUAUAAUGUGUACAAAUUAGCAUGAACAAUGUGUAUGUGCAUUAAGAAUCUGCAGAUUUUUAUGCAUCAAGCAUAUCCACAAGUCAAGUUCUAGAAAAACUGAAGCUCCUGAUUUUUUUUUCAGUUUUAGAGUUCAAUAAUCUGCUCUCAUCACUUGUUUUUUUAACUACUAAACUCAUGGAUGUGCCUAUGCUUGAAUAUACAGACAAUAAGCACGAAACAUUGCCUUUAAGUACCGUCUUUAUCCUUGGAGAAAGGCGUGAGAAUAACCAUAGUUACAUGGUUCUUAGCAUAACUUAUUUCAAGAGCAUUUAUCAAAAUAACUCACGAUAACCUAGUUUUUGUGGUGGAACUUUUAAUAUCAUGGGUUUGUUAUUGAAUGAUUGUACAACCUCCCAUACCUCAAUAUGCUUUGUAUUGCCUGACUUUUGAUAUUGCUUUAAUAAUUUUAAUUCUUCCUGAUUUGCUUUGUGCCUAAAAUUGCUGCAGUUUAUAAAUUACUAUAUUGUAGUCAAUUUUUGAAAUAUUUUUGUGAUCGUACAAUUAAAAGAUAAGCAAUUUUUUCCCCUUGUAUGCAGAUGGGCAAAACAAUGGAAGCAUGAUGCUUUUAUCAUUUACAUGCAUGGUAUGGUAUUAUAGGCAUACACAGAAUACUAUUUUUACACACAUGCUCAUGCAAUGGCCUUUGUUUCAUUUGUACAAGUUUGAGGAUAAGUUAUUUGUAAAGAUCUUGUUCAACAACCUGUAAUGUUUCUAGUUACUUGUUUUUACCUUAAUUUAAAAUUAUUACAUUUAUGAUCAAGAAAAAAAUUCUAUUAUUUAUCAUGUUCACAAUAUAAAUGUUGACCAUUACUUUGUCUAUUAUAAUUUUAAAAGGCAUAAUACUACAUUUUAUUGUUAUUUUCUUGGACAUGAUGAUAUAUCUGUUGUAUCAGAGUGAUUAACAAUCCAAGAAAUUAAUAAAUGAAAUCACUCUUCUUCACAAACUGUAAUACCUGAAAAUGACUAUUAUUAACAAAACUUCAGUCUAACAUGGCAUACCUUUUGAAAUUUUGAUGUGAAGAAAGGUAUGCAAAAUUUCUGUUGGAGGAAGAAAAAAAAGGACAUCAACCAUAUUAUGACAUUUAGUUUUAUUCAGGAUUUUCUUACAGAAUAAUUACAUAAUAAAUGUAAACAUGUUAGGAA